AUGCCGGGCUUUGAGCUGCUCUGGCGCAUGCAAGUUGCUGCUCACCCGCAACCCCUGUCCCCUGUCAGACACGAGAUGGCUCUUGGCCAAGAGUGGAGGGAAGAAGUGCUGUGGCCCACCUCGCGCAUCGCCAGCUCUAUUGUUGCGUGGCUCCGUGGGUAUGCUGCCUGGCGGUGCCCUGAGCUGAGGUGGCUCGUGGCUGGACAUUGCAGUGAGGAUUGA
Messenger RNA from Neurospora hispaniola, 222 nucleotides. RefSeq lists its product as uncharacterized. Bases 1 to 222 code for a protein of 73 amino acids. The transcript has 2 exons. NCBI's taxonomy places the organism in Eukaryota, Fungi, Ascomycota, Sordariomycetes, Sordariales, Sordariaceae. The record is from RefSeq and is a predicted model, not a curated record.